Messenger RNA from Apodemus sylvaticus (European woodmouse), 729 nucleotides. RefSeq names its product myogenic factor 6 (gene Myf6). Gene Ontology annotation, biological process: regulation of transcription by RNA polymerase II; positive regulation of myoblast differentiation; muscle organ development. The transcript is spliced from 3 exons. The coding region runs from base 1 to 729 and encodes 242 amino acids. Gene Ontology annotation, molecular function: protein dimerization activity; RNA polymerase II cis-regulatory region sequence-specific DNA binding; DNA-binding transcription factor activity, RNA polymerase II-specific. NCBI's taxonomy places the organism in Eukaryota, Metazoa, Chordata, Mammalia, Rodentia, Muridae. The record is from RefSeq and is a predicted model, not a curated record.
AUGAUGAUGGACCUUUUUGAAACUGGUUCCUAUUUCUUCUACUUAGAUGGAGAAAAUGUGACUCUUCAGCCAUUAGAAGUGGCAGAGGGCUCUCCUUUGUAUCCAGGGAGUGAUGGUACCCUAUCCCCUUGCCAGGACCAAAUGCCCCAGGAAGCCGGGAGCGACAGCAGUGGAGAGGAACACGUUCUGGCUCCCCCAGGCCUGCAGCCUCCUCACUGCCCGGGCCAGUGUCUGAUCUGGGCUUGCAAGACUUGCAAGAGAAAAUCUGCCCCCACAGAUCGUCGGAAAGCAGCUACCCUACGCGAAAGGAGGAGGCUAAAGAAAAUCAACGAAGCCUUUGAGGCACUGAAACGUCGGACUGUGGCCAACCCCAACCAGAGGCUGCCUAAGGUAGAGAUUCUGAGGAGCGCAAUUAGCUACAUUGAGCGUCUGCAGGACCUGUUGCACCGACUGGAUCAGCAAGAGAAAAUGCAGGAGCUGGGCGUGGACCCCUACAGCUACAAACCCAAGCAAGAAAUUCUUGAGGGUGCGGAUUUCCUGCGCACCUGCAGCCCCCAGUGGCCAAGUGUUUCGGAUCAUUCCAGGGGGCUGGAGAUAACUGCUAAGGAAGGAGGAGCAAGCGUGGACGCGUCAGCCUCUAGCAGUCUUCAGCGCCUUUCUUCCAUCGUGGACAGUAUUUCCUCAGAGGAACGCAAACUCCCCAGCGUGGAGGAGGUGGUGGAGAAGUAA